AUGACCGCCACUCUCACCUCCAGCAUCGAUGCCGAGGGACAGAAGGAUGCCGCCAUGGUCGUGGUCGGCCGCGACCACAUCCUCAUGACGCACGACGAGGCCACGAAAGUGGUGAAAGGGUCGCUCGAGCUGCCGAAGCCAUACCACGUCCUGGGGCUCAAAAUCCCGGCCUACAGCCACCCGCGGGUGCAGGCGGCCAUGUUGGGCCUGGUGCUCCUGAUGACGGUGGGCAUGUACGGGGUGAUCAUGUCCCUGGGCGGCGCGGGUCAAGAGACGGCGUACCUGGCGGACGUUUCCAACAUCGCGCUCUGCGCCGUCUUCACCGUGUUUUGUUUUGUGGCGCCGGCCUUACUGAUGUACUUUGGCUUGCGACCGAUGCUCUGCUUCGGCGGCGUCGGCUACGCGGCCUUUGCGGCUUCGCUGUGGUGUUACAACCACACCGGCAACACCGGCUUCGUCAUCUUCGGCGGCGCGUGGAACGGCCUCUCGGCCGCGACUCUGUGGCAGGCGGUGGGCACGGGGGUCGCGGCCUACGCUGCCGAGGGCCUGAAGGGCUUCUACAUCUCCAUCAUGUGGUCGAUCCUCAACGUCGGCGCCCUGAUCGGAGCCGCCAUUCCCCUGGGCCAGAACUGGAAUGCCGGCGACAACAAUGGGAGCCGGGUCAAUGAUGGGACUUACAUCGGAUUCUUCGUCCUCAUGAUCUGUGGCUCUGUGAUAGGCCUGACUCUGUAUCCAUGGCAGAAGAUGGUGCGCGAGGAUGGGUCGCGAGUCACCCUCGGCGACCACAAGACUCUCAAGCAGGAGUUGGUGUCGAGCUAUCGAGUGGUCAUGGCCCAUCGGUGGAUCGUCUUCUUCUUCCCCAUGAGCUGGGCCGUCAACUUCUAUUUCAUCUACCAGGGGAACCAGUAUAACGGCGCCGUCUUCACCGUCCGUGGCCGGUCACUCAACGCUCUCCUGAAUGGCCUCGGGGCCAUCAUCGCGCCUUGGGUUCUCUGGCUGAUCACGGACAAGCUGCCUCUGCAGCGACGGGGCCGUGCGCUGGCCGGGGCCAUCUACGUCUUUGUGCUGGUCAACGCCAUCUGGAUCGGCGGCUACUUUGCCAUGCGCGAAACCGUCAUGGGUCUCACCGAGGCCGAACGCAUGGACGUCUUCAGCCCCGGAUACGCCUCGCAUGCAUUUUUGUAUUUCAUGUACGGCUAUCUCGAUGCCACCUACAACUGCUUUUCCUACUGGUUCAUCGGAGCCUUGAGCAAUGAGCCGACCGAGAUCGCCGUCUAUGCAGGCAUCUUCCGCGUCCUGAACUCGGCCUCCCUGCUGGCCGCCUACGCGCUCAACCUGGACAACUACUCCAAGGAGUUCAUGUUCGGAUGUAGCUGGGCCUUCACCGCCGCGGGGCCGGUGUUUGUUCUCCCCAUCAUCAAAUACUGGAUGAACGACACCAACAUGGUGUCGGCCAGCGAAGUCGACCUGAUUGAUGGCACCGCGGUGGAAGAGGGUGAAGUUUCCGAUCUCAAGCACGGUGCCGAGGUCUCUGUCACGACUGAGAAGUCCUGA
Molecule: messenger RNA, 1554 nt
Organism: Capronia epimyces CBS 606.96
Lineage: Eukaryota; Fungi; Ascomycota; Eurotiomycetes; Chaetothyriales; Herpotrichiellaceae
Exons: 5
Coding region: 1-1554 (517 amino acids)
Source: RefSeq, a predicted model, not a curated record